CGACUCAUUGCUUGACUUGCCAUGCCACCGUCUCUUGCGCUCCCUUCACCGGGAAGCAAGUCUGUAACUACUAUACUGUCCUAUAGACGGACAUGGGUUAUGUUGCAGAAGACCUUGUUGUCUAGUUUUGAUACACCUGUGCCUCGACACAUGACAACUUGGACAAAGCAACACCACUCGCGCAAAUCGUCCAAACCGAGAUCAAAUUAUAGUACUUCCAGGCACCCUACAGCUAGCCUGUGUACGAAAAGUAUAGGAAACAUCUUGGAUCCUCACCAAAAACACCAUGCGUUGGAUACUAGCACACAAUCAUUGUUCAGGGGAACCGGCUCUUCAAGGAGGUUUCGUUCGUCUCAAGCAGCAAAGGUCACUUCCGUUCAAUUAGAAGGCGAGGAGACAAUUAACAAACAACAGCCAAAAGGUGCAACAAUGCCAUCCCAUGGAUCCAUAUAUCAGCGGAAUAUUAAUGAGUCAGGACACUCUCCAACCAUAUGUGCGUCAAAAGCGUUAUAUCAACGAUGGAGACAGUUUCGAUACAGCAGAACCGAAGACUUUGACAAGAUGUUGAUGGAUCUAAGCCAAAGAGGAUAUGAAUUGACACCUUUACAGCAAUUCAAAAUUUUGCGUGGCGCAUUAUAUCAGAUACCUGAACAAAACUGCCAAAUGACUUGGAAAGUAUACCAGCGAUUGAUCGAACGUGGACUUGACAGCUUUAUGGAAGGCAACAAUUACAGCCGUCUGUUGAAUAACCUCAAGUAUGGAAAAAGCAGCGACACUGUUCAGCGUAUGCUUUCCGUUCUGGAUCGGAUGGAAAAGGCAGACCCUACCAUGCCCUGCAGCUAUCACUACUCCCAGAUACUAUUCGCCCUCUCUAGACAUGGGCAGGUUCAGAAAGUUCGAGACCUUAUGAUAGAUAUGCAUGACAAACACCUAGCGCUGUCGUCAUCGCAUUAUACCUCGUUGGGUGUUGCCUGCUUGAAUGCCCAGCCUGAUACAUUCUCCAUAGACGACAUAAUUGCUGAUUUUUCACAUGCAGCGACGGUAGAUCGCAUUAUACCUGAACGUCAAGCAUGCAACAUCAUCGUUGAACUACUUUGUCGACGCUGUGAAUUGCCUCGCGCUAUCAAAUUUUUACAAUCAAUGGAAGACGCUGCAGUAGAUGCUGGACGCCUUUCACCGGACGCGCGAAUGUAUACCGAGCCUGAUGUGUAUACAUAUACCUCGCUGAUUGCAGGAUUUUGUCGAAUGGGUGAUCUAAAGGCAGCAAAGCGAGUUUUAGACGACAUGACUCAAGCCAAGGUUUCACCAAAUAUUGUUACUUAUGCUAUCCUGGCCAACGGUUACUUGCAGCAUCGAAAGACCAAGGAGGCACUCAGUUACAUUGAGCACAUGCGGUUGGUGGAGAGUACUGCCAAGCAUCCAGUAUAUAUGGCUCUCAUGGUGAAAGCGCUAGCGCUCGAUAUGCGUAAAGUUGCCGAGGAUUUGUACAAGGCGCUGAAUGUAGAGAUCAGUGGGAAUUGGAAUGCUCUGGACAACAUGCAACGAUCUGCAUACGUUUUGAUGAAGUUGGCAAAUGGAAACACAAGAGGCGUUCAAAGUCGAUUCCGGCACUAUCUCCAGCACCAACCUGAGCUGAUCAAUUCGGUCAUGGUCAAUCAUCUUAUCCGCAGCCUGGGUAUGAAGGGGGAUAUUAAAGGUGUUGAAGAAGCCUUUUCGUGGUUCGAUUCAACUUCCGGCUCUCGUCACAAACUUGAACGCACUCGAUAUACCUAUCAUCACUACGUGCAGGCGCUCUUCGACUGUCAACAAACCGAAAAAGCGUUUGAUGCGGUGACGGAUAUGAAGACACGAGGGUUUUCUGUGGAUGCACUUACCUAUGCCAUCAUCAUCAAAGGACUUGUGGCCAAUAGAGAGCUGGAAACGGCUUGGAAGAUGUUUGAAAUAAUGAAACAAGAUUGCACAACUCAAAUUGAACCGAAUGAGAAGACUGCGUAUGCCCGUGACUCGCCCUUCAUACGUGCAAUAUCAUCCAUCAUGUCUGGUUUAGUGGAUUCGGAUCUUGGAAAGCAAAGCGAUAGUAUGAAUGAACACACUCGUGAUGCCAAUUUGUUAGCGGACACGUUUACUGAACUUCGUGACAUGGACUCCAUGCCCAUGACGCCACAAGCCAAAGAUACCCACAACAAGGCUCAACCUGGUAUUCAACGAGCAUUUGCGAUGUUUAGAGAUCUGCAGAGUUCAAGGAUUACCCGCCCAAACGUAUAUACAUAUUCAAUCAUCAUUGCUGGAUUUGCCAAACAUGAUAUUCGUCGCGCCAUGCAGAUAUUUCAGCAUAUGUUGGCUGACGGUAUCCCGCCCAACGACGUCGUAUACACUGCUUUAAUUCAAGGUUUUGCCAUCGCGCGUGAUGCUAAAGGCGCAUUAGCCCUCUUUGAAGACAUGAGACAGCGCGAAAUAGAACCUAAUCAAUUCACCUGGCAUUACUUGCUUCGUGCCAUGCUUCGAUCUGGUGUUGACAAGGAAUAUGUUGAUCAGGUCGGACAUGCUUCUCGCAACGGCUUGCCAUACAAACCACGCAAGCAUAGAACCAAAAAAUGGGAGCUCCUUGCUUAUGUAAAUUAGACCGUCAGAUCCAACAUUUUACUAGUUGCUUUUUUCUCACUCUUUAUAUUGUUUGCAAACUUCCUUCAUCAUCUUAAUAGAUCUAGAGUUGAUUCGUAUACCAUCGAGCAUUUACAGCUCCUCCAAAAUAAAAAUCUGUACAUUUGUUCGACUCAGAAUAA
Molecule: messenger RNA, 2783 nt
Organism: Umbelopsis ramanniana AG
Lineage: Eukaryota; Fungi; Mucoromycota; Umbelopsidomycetes; Umbelopsidales; Umbelopsidaceae
Exons: 1
Coding region: 22-2622 (866 amino acids)
Molecular function (GO): protein binding
Source: RefSeq, a predicted model, not a curated record